AUGUGGAAACGACUACCUCGCCACAACCGCGGCAAGGAGAACCAGAUCGGCAAUCCUGUCCUCAUCGAGACCACUUAUGAUGCCACCCUACUCGGUCGAACACGCGACUUAACCAACAUGCAAAUCGAACAUCCGAGCCUCAGCGCACGGCCUGCGUUUGGCAGAAGAAAUACCGAGGAUGUUCUGCAGGAGCUACCGCAAUUACCCUUCCGCUCACUGACCGCUCCAUUCAACGGCACUGAUGGCCACUACUCGACUGCUCCGAGUGCUUCGGUCUACUCUCAACCUUCGCCCGCAGUGCCAUUCGGUUGGGCUCGGCCUCUCACAGAUUCAUCGACCCUAGCAGAAGAGCCGCAAAUCUCUCCACCAAGCUCACCUGAACCCGAAGCCCUUAGUUAUGACGGCCGAUCAUACCCGGUUCGCGAAGUCUCUCCAGUUGACAACAUUGCAUCAUUGCACAGUGACAGCAAGGAGAACGCUCAACUAUCCAGCCACAUCCCGCGCCUUCGAAGAGCUGGUGCUGAUGUUACGACUCGAUGGGAUGACUUCUCCGGCUAUCAUGGGCCGACUAUCAACGAUGGGCGAUUCAAGCUUAAUAGUGGAAACACUACUGGCAUCGAUGAAUUCACCGCCUUCAAGAGCACAGAGCGCGAGGGCCGCUUCAAGGAGAAAGGCCUUACCAUUGAUACCAGGCCGCCGUGGAAAGGUGCAAGCGGACGUUCAGCGAUCGUCGGACCUCUCAAGGAUAACAAAUCACUCUACGGACGAUCCCUCGCUGUGCCCGGUCGCAACGACCAAAGGCCAAGUCCAACUGUCUCGGACAGCUCUGGCUUGACCACUCCAUCGUCGGCUGUCCAGACUGCGCGGAUGUUGCUCAUAGGCACCUCAACAGAUCAAUCCAGCAAGGAGUUACAAGACACAGAUGACGAGACAAUCAAACCCAUCGUGCCGCUCAAGGCUGGGCGGAACAGUCCCCUAAGGAAUGUCACUCCAAUAACGCCAGCAGGUAUCAGAGUCCAUCCGUAUCCGAGCCCCAUAACUCCAAGCGUCCAGCACGAAAACCUAUCCACUUCCGGGGCGUACCAUCAGGAACUCCACUCUUCGCCGGAGUCGGAGGAUCCGCCUCAGGCUGCACGUCGAGCGUCGCUCGGUACAAUCGACAGCACCCACACCGCUCGCCAAGUCGGGGAACGUGAUCCCGUGAGCCGCUUCAGCUGGACAACCUACGCCACGAGCACGACAUACCAGCAAAGUCCACCGUCGAGUCCGCCUCCACCAAUGCCGACCACAUUCCCAUUAUCAGUUAUGUCGACGCCAACGCCAGCUGCAGCAGCAGUAAUGAGCCGUCGCCGCCCCGUCCCCAGCAUAGCCUCCUCCAUCACCUCCACAACCAGCCGGAAGCCAGUCCCAACCUCCACCAGCACUUCUCCCGCAACCCACACUCUACCCCGUCGCAACUUCUCCGCAGCCUCCCCCUCCGACGUAUCCAAAGCCCUGCCCCAACCUCCCACCUUGGCGGAAUCAAGCGACCACGUCUCAACCCUGCAAGCGCAACUCGAUGACCUGCAGCUCCGCCGGCGCAACAUCAGCCGCGUGGUGCGGGACCUCUCAAGCAACGCGGCGACGAGCCCGCUGGUGACGGAUCUCAGGCAGAGGCGAGAAGCGGAGAGGCGGGUCAGGGAGUAUGAGGCUGAGCUGAUGGAGAUUGGGAGCCGCGAGCAUGAGGUGGGACUCAGGUUGCAUCGGGCGUUGAAGAAGAAGGAUCGGGAGGAGGGGGGUGGGUAUGAUAGUGUGCUUUGGGUCAGGAGGGUUACUGGGUGA
Messenger RNA from Coniosporium apollinis CBS 100218, 1821 nucleotides. RefSeq lists its product as uncharacterized. The coding region runs from base 1 to 1821 and encodes 606 amino acids. The transcript is spliced from 2 exons. The record is from RefSeq and is a predicted model, not a curated record. NCBI's taxonomy places the organism in Eukaryota, Fungi, Ascomycota, Dothideomycetes.